This is a messenger RNA of Daldinia childiae, 534 nucleotides long. RefSeq lists its product as uncharacterized. The transcript has a single exon. Bases 1 to 534 code for a protein of 177 amino acids. The record is from RefSeq and is a predicted model, not a curated record. Lineage: Eukaryota; Fungi; Ascomycota; Sordariomycetes; Xylariales; Hypoxylaceae.
AUGCAGUUCAGCACUCUUCUCCUCACGGCAGUCUUCUCCAGCCUCGCCAUGGCCAACUACAACAUCAUGCUUUACGAGAAGAAAGACUGCAAAAAGACAGUAGGCAAGACCUGCAGCAACGUCUCUGCUCGAACCUGCUGCGGCGACGGGGGGAAGAAGUACCGGUCCGCCAAGUUCGAAGAGACCGGCGGCGGCAACGAAUCAGAUGACCAGCUGAAGGUCUACAAGGAGUCGGACUGCGGUGGCUUAGCCAUCAAGCAGCAGACGGGUAAUAAAUGUCUCAGCAACAAGAAACAAGAGGUCGAAGGUGCUCAGGUUUUCGUCGUGAUCAACGCACGUGACGAAGAGAGCGCCGGCCCAGCUAAGAGAGUUGAGCCGGACGAGCAUUUCUUGGAGGAAGGAGGAUUCCGCUACACUCUCAAGCGCGAUUCUCCCGAGGGAGAGGCUUACGAAAUGCUUGCUCGCUUCGAAGACCAGGCUGAUCACUUGAGGUUCUUUGGGGAGCGUGAGGAGAUCCCGGAGUCUAUUGAGUAA